Molecule: messenger RNA, 515 nt
Organism: Rubroshorea leprosula
Lineage: Eukaryota; Viridiplantae; Streptophyta; Magnoliopsida; Malvales; Dipterocarpaceae
Source: the annotation of a GenBank genome assembly
GGUUUUUCUCAAACCCAGAUUCCCCUGUGAGCUGCUUGGUGGUAAGGGCGGGGUUUGGUUGGUCCUUCAAUUGUUGGAGUUCGGCUUCAUGUUCUUCAGCGUCGAGCGCCCAGGCGCUAGGCUUGCCCCAUGGAGAUGAACCCAGUUCUGGGUUUCGUGAAGGAACCCAGAUCUGGGUUCCUCAAGGAACCCAGAUCUGGGUUCCUUGAAGGAACCCAGUUCUGGGUUCCUCAACUGGGUUCCUUCACGAAACCCAGUUCUGGGUUCCUUGAGGAACCCAGUUCUAGGUUUCGUGAAGGAACCCAGAUCUGGGUUUCGUGAAGAACCCAGUUCUGGGUUUCGUGAAGGAACCCAGAUCUGGGUUCCUGGGUUCCGUGAAGAACCCAGUUCUGCUUUGUUUGGUUGCUCUGUUUCAAUUUUGAAGAUUGUCUUUGUUUGAUUGCUCUGUUUCAAUUUUGAAGUUAUUCUUUGUUUGAUUGCUUUGUUUUCGUUUGGCCUUCGAGAACUCAACUGAA